This is a messenger RNA of Dujonia railenensis, 2481 nucleotides long. Lineage: Eukaryota; Fungi; Ascomycota; Pichiomycetes; Serinales; Debaryomycetaceae. The record is from the annotation of a GenBank genome assembly.
AUGCCACUCUUCAGGCACUCCAAAAAGAAAGAUGUUUCAAAGAGCUUCGAAGAGCUAAACAUCACCCCGAGCCGUAGCAAUGCCAGUCAGCUAAGCUCGUUGGCACCUUCGAGAUCAAGUUCACCCGUUCUUGUGCCUACGGCCACGCCGGUGCCCAAGCGUGCACCCUCAUAUUCCUUGGCUUCAUCUACUUCCCCAAGUUUCACCAAUCUCAUGCCCGUUUCCUCUAAAGAAGAAGAUAAGGAAAUUUUGAAUAUUUUACCCUCCUAUCAUAUGUACAAAUCGACUGUGUCGAGAAACUUAACACCUUCACAGGAAAACUUCAAGAUCGAACCGCCAACUUAUGAGCUAACUCCUUCUAAUUCUGUUCCACAAUCAUUGGUGACCUCGCCAUUACAGAGCCCUCCUAACGAACUUGAAUAUACUGAUUCAUUUCAUCAGCCAGUAGUAGAUACAGUAAACGAAGCAGCUGACAACUUAUGGGAGAAUACUAUCUUGGCAAAUGCCCAUAAAUUGAAAAAUUUGACCGAGACUGAUAACAAGAUUUCCAAUAACUUGGACAUUAACAUUCACGUCACCGAAAAAGUGUGCCAAAAGGGUGUAGAGCCCAUUCACAUGGAUCCACUGUCGAGAGAAUUUCAACAAGGUGAUUAUAUUCAUGGAUACGUCACCAUUGAAAAUAAAUCAAAAAUCCCUAUUCCCUUUGAUAUGGUUUAUGUAGUCUUUGAAGGUUCUACAAUUGUGUUGGAUACAAAUGUUAGUGGAGUGUUGGAUACCAAGAAACCUAAAACUGUUUAUAAAUUUUUGAAUAUGAUUGACUUGUUUGCUUCAUGGAGUUAUGCUAACAUCGAUAGACUUGUUAGUGAUAACGGUGAUCCUCAUGAUUGGUGCAACGGAGAGACUGACCCCUACGACAAUACCAUCUUGGCAAUAGAUGUUAAUAGGAUAUUUCAACCUAAUAUCAAAUAUAAAAGAUAUUUUACCUUUAGAAUCCCUGAUAAAUUAUUGGACGAUGCCUGUGAAAUGCAUGACUUGACGAGACACCAAGAAGUGCCUCCCAGUAUAGGAAAGACUAGAAGUGCUGUGAGGACGAUUUUUGAAGAAACGGGAACAAACCCUGUAUCCAUCAAAGAUUUUGCUCCCAUUGAUACAUCAAUAUCAUACAGUAUUGAUGCUAGAGUAAUUGGGAAAGCUUCAGACUAUGAAUUCAAGUCGACUAGCUCAACAGGUGAUGAGUAUAUUGUUGCCAAGGAUGUCUCUGUACCCAUAAGGAUAGUCCCCUUACUGAAUUCAGAAAGACAGCUGCAAUUGACUGUCAAUAGAGAGGAAACUCAAUUGUUUUAUAGAGCAUUUGUGGACUGUGUCAAGAAUAAGAUAAAUCUAGGAAGGGAAUUACUAAAUUUGCAGCCAAUCUUAAGCAAUUCCACUAAUGAAAAUGGUGGUACUGGAUUUGCAGGUUUCCCCGACUUGACGCCCAUGAAUUCUAUGGAUAAUAAUUCAUUUAUUAAAAUUAGACAACUUUACGACGCUUCAGCUGGCUUAGAUUCUAAACCAGUAGUCUUGAACUUGAAAGUCCCGAGAAAAUCUGUAAAGGAUCAACAAUAUCAAAGUUUUUUGACCUAUAAAAAGAAAUCUUUAACUGGUUUAUCCAAAUCCUCUGGCAUUUUGUCUUUAAGUACCCCAAAAGCAGAGUAUAGGAUUUCGUACCGACCACCAUUGAAAUACAGACCAAAGGUAAUAGAGCCUAGAAAUAAUGUUCACGUAUUAUCAAUACCCAUGGAACUACAAUUUCUUGUGGAGAACGGAAAAUCUACUUCUUCUUCCUCCACUUCUUCUGCUCAUGCAUCGUUACCGGAAAUCAAAGAGAUUACAACUGAACUCACAGUCUUUACCGUUAGGUCAAAAAAACACCCGAUUCCUGUUGAAUUAAGUCAUGAAAUGCUAUUCAAUGAUCAAGAAGUUGAAGGCAGUAAAGCGCUGGGAAAUGAUAAUUUUGACACUAUUGUCAUAAGAAAAUUUCAAAGUUAUCUUCAUGAAAUGACUGAUUUAAUUAAGAAAAUUGGCCCCGAAAUCUACCUUGUUGAGAAUAGACUUUUCAAUGACUUAAAGAGUAUGGCAUUUUUGAAUACUAAGUAUAUCAAUUUGUCUAUCAGUGACGUCACUGUGAGCACCUCUCAAAGUGGAGGCACUUCAAGUAAGAAUUUGAAUACCGUACCCUGGCAAGAAGGUGAGGGAUCAGACAUGACGGAACAUCAAGGGUACACUCUGUACUUUAAAAGGUUCAAUCUUAAUAUUGAUACAUCCAAGGCAUAUUUCAAAGGGAUGGCUAACAAUAGUAAAACAGAAUCAUGCAUCUUACCUGACUUUCAAAGCUGCUUGAUAGCAAGGUUAUAUUAUUUAAGAAUAUGUUUUAAGACAAGUACAAAUCAAACUCUCACAGUUAAUGUUCCAGUUGUGGUGGAGAACUUAGGAGGAGUUUAG